AUGCGUCGAGCCGCUCUGUUCGCGCUCCGCUCGGCCCGACGCUCCGCGCUUCGCAAGAUCAUCCCCAAGUCAUCCUCAUCCUCCUUCGCGGCCUCGAACCAUGUCUUAGCCUCCUCCGCCAAUGUCCACACGUCCUCCCUCAUUCGCAAAUACAGUACGUCCCGACCGCCGUUCCAGUCUUCUAUGCGUGUCCCCAGGAUACCCCUCCUCUUCGUCGGAUCCCUAGGCGCCAUUGGGGCAUGGUAUGCUUACAGAGGUGAUGGGCCAGACCAUCUCCUUAAAGCUCAACCUUCGGCGGUCUCCGCCCAGCUUACGAGAAGUGCGAGUACGACACCCGAUACUGCUUCCCCUACUGCGAAUCCGGUCCCGGUCCCAGCAGGUCACGAGCCCAAUCGGAAAGCAUUGGUGGUAGAUAACGGCCAGUUCUUUACUGGCAGUAUUGUCGGGGAAGGUCCUUUGGCAAAGGAUACAGAUGAUUACGGUCGGAAGGUCCUCGAGAUGAUGACACCGGAGCAAGCCACCGAAAGACUGCGGAAAAAUGAACAAUCCUUUCUGGUAGGCCGAGGCCGUGGCGUGGUUCGCUAUGACAUGGUCCAACUGCCCAGCAACGACCCCAUCGAAGAUGACCACGCCGAAAAGAUCGUGGAAGUCCCCAACACUGUCGCCGCAACGUCCGAUAACGCCACAUCAUCCGACUGGAUGUUUUGGGGUGUCUUUGACGGCCACUCCGGCUGGACGACCUCGGCCAAAUUGCGUCAAGUCCUCAUCUCCUUCGCCGCGCGCGAACUCAACCGCACAUACAAAGCCGCCCUGUCAGAUGCGAAGUCACCCUUUCCUUCCCCCGCCGCCAUCGACGCAGCCCUCAAGUCCGCGUUCGUGAAACUAGACAACGAGAUUUGUCUCGACAGUGUCAGCAAGCUGAGCAAAAACCCCAGUAAACGCCUUGCGGCGGAGAUUCUCGCUCCCGCUCUCUCCGGCUCCUGCGCUCUGUUAUCCUUCUAUGACUCUCAAUCAAAGACCCUCCGCGUGGCGUGCACGGGGGACUCCCGCGCCGUACUGGGCCGCCGCAACCCCUCGACGGGCAAAUGGUUCGCAACGCCCCUCUCCGAAGACCAGACCGGCUCCAACCCCAACGAAGAAGCCCGUAUGCGCGCUGAGCACCCGGGCGAGGACUUUGUCAUUCGUGCUGGCCGCGUGCUGGGAAACCUAGAACCCACCCGCGCCUUCGGAGACGCAUUCUACAAGUGGUCACGAGAUACGCAAGAACGGAUUAAGCAGAACUUCUUUGGGCGGACGCCGCAUAAUCUACUGAAGACUCCACCCUACGUUACUGCCGAGCCGGUCGUCACCUCGACGUCAAUCGAACCCUCCAGGGGCGAUUUUCUCGUCAUGGCCACGGACGGGCUAUGGGAGAUGCUCACGAACGAAGAAGUCGUUGGCUUGGUGGGCCAAUGGAUCGAACAUCAGAACAGCCUUGCGGCCAACAAUGCGGGCGGUUCCGCAAAUAGCACAUCUGCCUGGUUGACUAGUUGGUUCAAGUCGGCCAACUCAAGCGCUCUGCCCGUCGAGAAGGGCGGGAACAUGGACAAAACAGGCCGCAUUGACAACUCGCACAACCAGGUGAAUGCCAAUGCGAAGAAUGGUGCCAAGGACGCUCGGCCGGAGAAACCAAUCCGCCAGCAGCAGUGGGAUACACCCUCUGCGUCGUCCCGGUUUGUGGUUGAGGACAAGAACUGCGCGACGCACCUAGUCAGGAACGCGCUGGGAGGGAAGGACAAGGACAUGGUGUGUGCGCUUUUGACGCUGCCGAGUCCCUACUCGAGACGGUAUCGAGACGAUUUGACCGUGCAGGUCAUUUUCUUCGGCGAGGCCGAGCACGCGGACGGACGCGUUCUCGUGAACGAGGAGGCCAGUGCGGUGGUCAAAAAGGACAAAGCCACCGGGGAAGGCUUGAAGGCGAAGCUGUAA
Molecule: messenger RNA, 1968 nt
Organism: Cladophialophora carrionii CBS 160.54
Lineage: Eukaryota; Fungi; Ascomycota; Eurotiomycetes; Chaetothyriales; Herpotrichiellaceae
Exons: 1
Coding region: 1-1968 (655 amino acids)
Biological process (GO): protein dephosphorylation
Molecular function (GO): protein serine/threonine phosphatase activity
Source: RefSeq, a predicted model, not a curated record